Molecule: messenger RNA, 3707 nt
Organism: Aedes albopictus (Asian tiger mosquito)
Lineage: Eukaryota; Metazoa; Arthropoda; Insecta; Diptera; Culicidae
Gene: wit
Product: bone morphogenetic protein receptor type-2
Exons: 6
Coding region: 568-3237 (889 amino acids)
Biological process (GO): BMP signaling pathway; cellular response to growth factor stimulus; protein phosphorylation
Cellular component (GO): plasma membrane; signaling receptor complex
Molecular function (GO): ATP binding; transforming growth factor beta receptor activity
Source: RefSeq, a predicted model, not a curated record
GCAUCGACAUUCUAGUUCAAUGCUAUAGAUAUGUAUGGUGUCACACACCAAAUAUGCGCAACGACUGGAUACGUUGAAAGUGGACCUGAUUUUCGGUGCUCUGCCGGGUACUCAUAAAUUUCCAUUAUGCGAAUUUUUCAAAUUCGCACAUUCACUAUGUUCUUGAAAUAUCGUGCAAGAUGACAUUACCUUAUUAUUGAAUUGCGCAAACUUCUGUAUGUGUGGACCCUUCUUAUCGCUUACUAUGGAUACUACGUCGAAAAACGCCCACUAAAUCGAAAGUGUGUGUCAGCACGAUAGUUUUGCGAAUAUCCUAUACAGAAAAGUGAUUCAGGAGUGUGAAUAAUUUUAUGCUGUGUACUUCUGGAGCUGAAGCGAGAAAAAAAUAGUGCGGUAAAAAACUGACCUAAGAAAAAAAGGACAAUGGGUAACCAAAGUUUGAUCGAUGUCAGCAUUUAGUCGCGUGAAGUGUUUAUCUUCUUACACAUUUGGCGUCAUCAUCACCAGCCAGCAUUGAAAAAAGGAAUAUAUCUACUAGCAGCAACGAAAACGAAGGAACGGCUAAUCAUGAAACACCUAAUGUGUAUCAUCGUAUUGAUUGUGCUUCAUUGCUGGGCCAAUGUGAGAGGUACACCAUUGAAGGUACGAACCUGUCUUCAGUACGGAACAACGUCUGCCACAAACACCAACAACCAGCAGAACCCGGAUAACUCGGACGAUUACGACAGCUAUGACGACCCAGCGGACUCCACAGAUGAUGGACUCAUUGACAAAAAUACCUCCACCGUGGUUUCUUGUUCACGAUAUGCCACCUUUUGCUACGCCUUAUGGACCGUAGACGCAGUGAAGAAUACAACUAAAAUUGUCGUGCAAGGUUGCUGGGAAGUCUCGGAUAAGAAGGAAACCUGCAUCAACAACGAGUGUAUCAGCUACAAGGAGACUAAAAGUGGUCACUUUUUCUGCUGCUGUUCGGGAGACAACUGCAACGGAAACUUCAGCUAUGCUACGAAUCCCACGCUGACCGAUGGUGGAGCCAAUUCGGCAUCAGAUGGCGAGUACACUCCGUUUGCACCGUACACUUCCAUCUGGAGUUCACCGACGGUUUACAUAUGCUUUGCCAUGGUUGGGAUUAUUCUGAUGUUGAUUAUUGGCUUUCUGACGUGUCGGAAGACCACGAAAGCCGUGUCGGAACUCGCUCCAUUGGCACCGUCCGGUCCGGGUUACAGUUCCAAUCUGUACAACGUGGAUAAUCUGAAACUGGUGUCCAUGAUCGGACAGGGAAAAUACGGGACUGUUUGGAAAGGUAUCGUGAAUGAACAGCACGUUGCAGUCAAGAUCUUUACAGCUCAACAAAGACAAUAUUUUCUGAAUGAGAAAGACAUCUACAGCAUACCUCUAAUGGAAUCACCAUCUCUGCUAAGUUAUUUUGGUUGUGAUGAGCGUAGAACUAUGGACGAUCGAAUUGAAUAUCUAUUGGUGUUGUCGUUGGCCCCCUUGGGCUGUUUGCAAGAUUGGUUAACCGAUAAUAGGAUGCCUUUCGGCGUUUUCUGUCGAAUGGGAAAAUCGGUGGCUAACGGACUUGCGCAUUUACAUACAGAAAUUCGCAAAGGAGAUAUAAUCAAACCAUGCGUGUGCCACCGUGAUCUCAACUCUCGUAACAUCUUGGUAAAGGCAGAUUUGUCUUGCUGCAUCUGUGACUUGGGCUUCGCGUUGAAAACCUUUGGACCUCGUUACGAAUGUCGUGGAGAGAUCGCUCUCGCUGAAACAAAAAGUAUCAACGAAGUUGGUACGUUGCGAUACAUGGCUCCUGAAGUGCUCGAAGGUGCGGUCAAUCUUAGAGAUUGUGAGUCAGCUCUGAAGCAAAUUGACGUCUACUCAUUGGGAUUGGUGCUGUGGGAGUUGGCAACAAGAUGUGAAGACUUUUAUUCUGAUGAAACCGCAGUUCCGGAAUAUAAGGCCCCUUAUGAAGAGGAGAUAGGUACCAACCCAAACUUCGAACAAAUGCAAAUUUUGGUAUCCAGAAAUAAGGCCAGACCAAGAUUCCCGAUAAACUACGAAAAAAGUGUGGCCGCUAAAGUAAUAAAAGACACAUGUGAGGACUGCUGGGAUCAUGAUGCUGAAGCUCGCUUAACUGCACUUUGUGUACAGGAACGGAUUCAGGAUAUUACCACAAUGAAUCCAAAAGCUCAGCUUCACAAAGGACAAACUCCGCCACUCAGCACAAACAAUUUGAUCAUCACAACACCUUCUGCCCACAGUAAGGUCAGCCCAACAGCAGUCUCUUUCAUGACUCCUCCCAAUCAACAAAUCAUUCCACACACAAAUCACUACAGUGAUACAAGCACUGGGUUAGCAAGCUAUCCGAAAACAAUGAACGCCUCCGUUGAUACUCGUCAGAAGAUUAUCCCAAAUGGCCUACAGAGACACAGCAUCAACGAUGCUUACAUACCUGAUGUAGAAGACAAAUUCAAAUCUCUGUCUCAUGACCAUCAACCGGAAGUUAUGUUCAGCAACCCCCGUGGCCUACCUAAGCUAGACAACAGCGAAACUCAACGCAAAAUACGAGGUUUGAACAGUGUCAAAGCUAUGCUGCAGAAAACGUUUCAUAAACCUCAAUCCUUGUCCCAGCAGGACUGUGACGAUAAAUCAAAUCUAGUCGUUAACUCCCUUACUUAUGCAGUAAACAUAGAAAAUUUUCCAUCCGAUCUAGUCAAUACUAACUCAAAUAGCCUCCAUAUUAACAUGAUCAACUCAGCAGAUAAUGACAUUGAAAAGCGUACCGUCGAGCGCCCAACCAAUCUGGAUCUGUCCUCGGGUAGCGGUCGUUACGAACACAACCUCAUACGAUCCGCCAACGAGAGCUCCAAAUUCAAAAAUCUUGCCGACGACUUCACAAGCCAGUCGUUCACCAUGAUCCAGUCAAACUCCCCGAAUCCCAAACUGCGUAUCGUGGUCUCCAAAUCGGCGAAUGCAGUGAAGAAUCUCAACUCCAGUAGAACCAGUCUGAGCGACCGUGGUCCAGACGAUAGCAAGUUCAUGAAGCGUCAACGCUCGCUGGAAGUGUUCCACGAAGUCUUCGGACCAAAAGGCAGCAUCGAAAGACUGCGCAAUCCGAGUCAACGGGUGAAAACUCCUGGCGAUGUGCCGCCAUCGGUUCGGAAAGUUCGAGCAUCGAAAACCCUCUCCCUGUACGAUGAUCGCAUGAUGGACACCAGUAAACUGGCCAACUCCGUAUAGCACGAGGAGGUACUUCUACUUGAGCUGUAGAAACGCGUAGUCGCGAGAGGGCUUAACAUAAGCAAACAACAACGCAAACAGGAGAAUCUCACACGAGUCGAUAGUGAAUAAACAUGUUCUAUAUUUCAGUUUUCUUUUAUAACCGUAAAUGAACUUUGAACAAAAUUACCUAUAAGGAUAAAACACGAUAUUUGUGUGGCUAGUCAUUUAUGUUCGGAGUUGUUCCACUUAGGAAGUAAAAAGAAAUCUCAACCUUCGUUAAGAUGUAGGAGGAAAGAUAGGAUCUAAGUUGAUCGUGGUGGUAUAAUGCAAAGUAUGUAUGCAAUUAUGUACCCAAUGGAAAAGACUUACUUGUAGGCAAGACAAAAGUAGAAUAUCUUGAUAAAAAAACGCACUAUUCCAUGACAGUGAGAAACGUAUUGAACGAUAAUUAUUACUCAAAAGAAAUAAAACACUGAAGUGUUACACAA